AUGGAAAUCUUCACCGUGGAUAAAGAAGUUACUGUGAUGCGUACUCCAGAUGCAACAUUUGCAGGACCAUAUAGCGUCACAGACUGUACCAGCUAUGAAUUCAGUGAAAGUGACUAUGUUCAAAAGCAUCACUUGAGGAACCUGCAUUGGUACAAGUGUGCAAGAGUGAGUGGGAGCUCAGAUGCGUGCUCCUGUUACUAUGGUUUAGCAUUGAAGGGCCAAGUCAUUGAGCACUCUCAGGACUUCGUCUCCCAGAUGCUGGAAGGCUACUUCCACACUGAAAAUACAAAGGAUAUUCUCGUGAUAUAUGAACAAGAAGCAGAAGAGUGGGCUUUGUAUUUAAAAUCUCUUUUUGGACACAUAGUGAAUGAAGGAGGAAUCUUACUCUACAAUCUAGAGACUUCAUCUUUCAAGCACCAGGAGCUAUUCUCUUUACACUGUUAUAAAUGUAAACUCCUGAUACUAUCGUGUGGACUUCUUAACUGCCUGAAUCGAAAGAGAAGUUAUUUUCUGGAGCAGGUUCUAAAACCUCCGGAUAAUGUGGUGAUUCUGCUUUGUGGGGUGGAGAAUUCAGAGAUUCUUUAUGAGAUACUGACCCUAGAUGGAGGCAGCAAGGAGAUUUCCACUGAUCAGGAACCUGAGGAAUAUCUCUCUGUUGUUACUGGAAUUAUUCAACCAGGUAAGCCACAGAAUGAAAAUCCUGGAGACUCUUUGUCUUAUAUCUAUGAAGCAGUUCUUGCAGACGAUCACCAGACUAGCUCUGACAUUAACUUGUCAGAUGUCAGGGGAGCGUCAGAAAAAGCAGACCUCAGUUUUAAAACAAAGGUGCUUUCUGAAACAUUAGAAACUAACGAGCAGUCGAUUCUGGUGCUUCCGGGAAGAAUAUCAUGUGAGAACCCUGGUGAAAUAUUCGUUUUGUUGAAAGAUGAAAUAGAUGAUGAAACUUUAGAAAUUGAAUUCAUAGCAGAUAAUCAACGAAUUAGGACACAGCCAACCUCUUGGAAUAACAAGGUCAAGUACAUGAAAGCCUUAGAUUUUCCUGCUGGCCCUGUAUAUGUAAAUGUCUACUGUGGGGGAGUCAUUAAGACCACAGCGCAGAUUGAGUAUUAUACCGCACUAGAAGAGAUUGAGCACAUUUUUAAGAAAGUGGCUGACCCAAUAGCUUUCACUUGUCAGGCUUUUAAAUUUUCUUCUGUAGAGAAGCUGGACAGUGUUCUGACUUUGUUAUUGAAAAGUAAAAUAUCUACUUAUGAAUUCAUGUCAUGCCAAAGUGAAGAAGAGAACCAUCAACAAGCUAAUAGCCAUUUGGAAGAAUUUCCUACUCUCCUUCACUGUGCAGCCAGAUUUGGAUUAAAGAACCUUGCAACGUUUCUGCUCAAUUGUCCUGAGGCCACACAGGCUUGCAAAAUAACCAACAAAUAUGGAGAUGAUCCAGCAAGUAUCGCUGAGAAGAACGGGCACAGGGAACUAAGAAAAUUAAUCAAAGAAUUAUCAAACGAAAUUACAGAUAAGUUUACCAAUUGCGAGGAGGAAGAAGACUACGAUGACACUUAUGUGCUUAUGUUAGGCUCAGAAAAUCAACCAGCCAUGACAUUAAAAGCCAAGCAGAACCCAGGAGAUCAAUAUGGAAUUGGAUCAAGAUGCCAACAAGAAGCUGAAGCGGAUGAGGAAAAGAAAGAUGAUGUAGAAGACAGCAGAGAGGAGACAGAAUACGAAGAUCAAGAAGAGGAAGAUUCAUACAGAUUUCACAACAGUCCUGACAAUUUGUAUGCCAGCAUACCUGAUGAUCUCGAAGAAAACAGGAGAGACUUCUUCUUCUGUAAGAGGCCACCCCCUCCUCCCCCUCGAAAUCUGCCUGGCAUCCUAAGACAGGACGAUCUGCACAAUUUGUCUCAAGAGGUGAAUGUUGUGGAGGACAGAAAUGAAAGAGGACGUGGUGAUGGACUCAUAACAGCAUGCUACAGAGAAGACCAAGAUACGUGCGAGGGAGACAGCGAGGAGGAACACCCGUACACUUUUGCAAAAUUGGAUGAAUCUGUAUACGAUUUCAUACUGGCUGAGAAAGAGGAGAAAAGGAAAGAAGACAGGUCUUUCAUCAUGAACAGGCCACCAGCCCCUGCGCCUCGUCCCGUAUGUUCAGCAGUCAAAGAGGAGAACACUCCCUAUAUAGUACAAGUGUUUCAGCAAAAGACCGCUCGAGUGCCCAGUGGCAACAACAGGACGUACUGCGAUACCAGAAAGCCUGGACUCAUCCACUUGCAGGAACAGGUGAAAAAGGGGGCAAUUUCCGUGGAUGAAGCCCUUGACAGAUUUAAACAGUGGCAGAAUGAAAAACAGAGACUACAGUCCACUCAACAGUCUCCAACUAGGAACCCAACAGACAAGGAACAGAUGCCUAAUUAA
Opisthocomus hoazin is the source of this 2403-nucleotide messenger RNA. NCBI's taxonomy places the organism in Eukaryota, Metazoa, Chordata, Aves, Opisthocomiformes, Opisthocomidae. The record is from RefSeq and is a predicted model, not a curated record.